This is a messenger RNA of Macrosiphum euphorbiae (potato aphid), 498 nucleotides long. NCBI's taxonomy places the organism in Eukaryota, Metazoa, Arthropoda, Insecta, Hemiptera, Aphididae. The record is from the annotation of a GenBank genome assembly.
AUGCUAACAAUUAAAUAUGAAAUUAAAUCAAUACAUGAGAAAUUAGAUAUAAUUAUUCAGAGAGACGAAGAAAAUACUUUGACAAAAACUAAAGAAUCUCAACUCUUAUACGACACUUGUUUUAUAGAUGAUAAAUUGCCUAUUAAAAGCCAGGAAAAUCUACAAGAAUUUGAAAAUGAGUUAUCUAUUGAUAAAAAUUAUCGGCAUCAGUUGGUCAAACGUUUAUCAUCUGUUGGUGGAAAAUCCAUUAAAAUUAUGGUAAAACGAAUAAUGACUCUAAUGUUUACACCUGAAUUGCUAUGCAAAUUUUCAUAUAACGGACGCGGAAAUAAAAAAUGCUCGUUUGAUAAAUUACUUGUGAAUAAAAUUAUUUUUGAAUCUGUGAAAACUAUUAAAAAAUUUGCUGCAUCCGAUAAUUCAACCAACGAAAUUGAACAGGUUAUAAAAUAUGUGCUAAUUCAAACGCCAUUUAAAAUUAAAGAUAAGAUAGUUCAAUAA